Diversispora eburnea is the source of this 972-nucleotide messenger RNA. The record is from the annotation of a GenBank genome assembly. NCBI's taxonomy places the organism in Eukaryota, Fungi, Glomeromycota, Glomeromycetes, Diversisporales, Diversisporaceae.
AUGUCUAAAAUAGUUCCCACAAAACCACCAUUGGAUACACUUUGUACACUUAUUCCCCCACUUUCUGCGAAAUUUUACAAAGGCCAAUUAGGUCGAGUUGGCGUCAUUGGUGGCUCGGAGGAAUAUACUGGAGCUCCUUAUUUCAGUGCAAUUUCCGCGUUAAAACUUGGUGCUGACUUGGCUCAUGUCAUUUGCCAACCUACUGCAGCUAUAGUGAUUAAGAGCUAUUCGCCAGUUCAUCCUUACAUGCGUAGAUCAGAAAAAAAUCCAGAUUUAAGUGCUGAUGAAAUCAUAAAUAAUGUUGAGGAAUUAUUUCCACGUCUACAUGUGUUAGUGGUGGGACCUGGAUUAUCAAGAGACCUGAUGAUGCUGAAUUGUGCUCAAGGAAUUAUACAAAAGGCUAAAGAAAAAAUGAUGCCAAUUAUAAUUGAUGCUGAUGGAUUAUUCCUUGUUCAAAACAAUCCCAAUGUUAUUAAGGAUUAUCCUAAAGCUAUAUUAACGCCAAAUCUGAAUGAAUUUAAACGGCUUUGUGAAACUAUGAAUGUUAGCUCUGAAAAUAAUAGUUUGGAAGAGAUGACCCAACAAUUAAGCAAAGCAUUUGGAGGAGUGAUCAUUGUAAAUAAGGGAAAAACUGAUUUUAUUUCAAAUGGAAAUGUUGUAUUCUUUGUUGAUAAUGAGGGAGGUCUUAAAAGGUGUGGUGGUCAAGGUGAUGUUCUUACAGGUCUUAUAGCUACUUUUUUGGACUGGGGUUUAGCAUAUCAAAAUAAAAUCUGGCAACACGAUAACAAGAUAUCACCCGAUGAUAUUAUUAUGUUAGCCAGUUUUGCUGGAUGUGUCAUUACCCGAGAAUGCUCGCGUAUUGCAUUUGGAAAAUUAGGUCGUUCUGUACAAACAUCAGAUAUUAUUUCUGAAAUUGCAUAUUCUUUUAACAACUUUUUAGAAGGUAAAUGUACACAAAGACCAUCAAUUUAA